GUUGUCAGUUGAGCUGAGGCCUGAGGUGGUCAGGUCAACCACUCGCUCACAGUAUCUGACUAACAAAAAUUUCUUCGGAAUUUUCUCCAGAGAUCCGAUUUUUGUACUUCGGCCUCUAAUCUUUCUACGCUUUCACUUAGACCCCAUCCCCCACCGAAACGCCGAAAGAGUUUGAAAAAUGCGUGACAAGUGAAAACCCUUUUGCCUUCUCUUUCCCCGGUUCCUUCACAAGCUCGACCAUCCUCUCUUCAUCUUCCUUCCAACAGCUCUUCAGCUGCCGUAAUCCCUGGCAAGUGAUUGCUUUCAUCCACUGAGAAGAAAAGUGGAUGUCAAAAACCAAGAAAAUUGCAUCUUUCUGCUGAAAGAACAUUAGCCAGGAUGGGAGGUUGCUGUUGUUCUGCAAGAAAGCCCCUGCUCCAUGGAACCCCUGUAUUUUACUAUUGCCCACCAUCUUCAGAGGAGCGUGACUCUUUGACCUCAAAUGACAGUGCUGCUAGUGGAUUCCUUGUUGAUUUGAACCUUGAUACAUCAAGUCCCGACACUUUUCGGCCCCCACCCCCACCCAUUCCCUUUGACAUAGUUUUGGGUUGUCCACAACCAGCAAAUGCUGAACCUACUGAAGAUUCAACGAUCAGUAAUAGUUAUGAUAAAGCUACCUGCCUAAAUGUUAAAGUGUCUGAGUGCAAAGCUGAAUCUGACUUGCCUCUUCCUUCUCCAAGGAAAAAUGAGCUUGAGCAUCUAAAACCAAACCCACUUGCCAUCUCAUUUGUGGAAGAAGAGGAUGUUUGUCCCACUUGCCUUGAAGAGUACAAUGCCGACAACCCAAGAAUCAACACAAAAUGCAACCAUCAUUUCCACCUUUCAUGCAUCCUUGAGUGGAUGGAAAGAAGUGACACGUGCCCUGUAUGCGAUCAGGAAAUGAUAUAUGAACCUCUCUGAUACUUUCAAGACACAAAGGUGCAGUUACUAGUUAUCUUGAACAUGGAACACCAUAUCGCUUUACCCUUCUUAUCAGUUCUCAGUAUAGUAAUAGCAUAUAAAAGGCAGUAAUAGUUUAGUGCUCCGCAUUAGUUGAUCAACCGUCUUGGACAGUUCCUCGCAUGGAGUAAAGCCAGUUAUGUGUUCUCCAUUUCUAGACACCCUGAAAUGCAUGGCUAGGUAUACAUUCUGGAUUAGUAAGGUUAUGUGAUGAUCAAGCUGUUUAUUUGUUGAAGGAAGCCAACCAUGGCCAGUCCGUUUUAUGCAGAGGCCAAAACCGCUUUGAUGCUUAGUAAGCACACCUUGGAAAUCCCUCCCUUGUUAUCACCAUCCUGUACAGAUUUAUUUUUUCUUGCUUUUGUAAUUUCAUGCAUUUUUCUGUAAAUAUUCCCGCAUUUCUGUUUAUAUUCUCUUUGGUGGAUUUGGUUGUUGUAUUUGGUCUAUAUCAUAAAUAUGAAAUGUGAUUCAUUCCAAAUAUUCAUCCAAGAACUUCAGUUCUGCU
This is a messenger RNA of Ipomoea triloba (trilobed morning glory), 1480 nucleotides long. Its product is annotated as probable E3 ubiquitin-protein ligase RHB1A. The transcript is spliced from 5 exons. NCBI's taxonomy places the organism in Eukaryota, Viridiplantae, Streptophyta, Magnoliopsida, Solanales, Convolvulaceae. Gene Ontology annotation, molecular function: ubiquitin-protein transferase activity. The record is from RefSeq and is a predicted model, not a curated record. Bases 379 to 939 code for a protein of 186 amino acids.